Lactuca virosa is the source of this 1376-nucleotide messenger RNA. Lineage: Eukaryota; Viridiplantae; Streptophyta; Magnoliopsida; Asterales; Asteraceae. The record is from the annotation of a GenBank genome assembly.
CCUCUAUAUAUAUCGAUGGUGAGACAUCACAUUUUUUAGGAGUUAGAGAUGUCGGAAGUAGCUACUCCAUUGAUAGCCGAAGCGGAGGCCAGUGGUGGUGGAAAUGAUAGUUGCUUGUGGUGGAAGAAGGUAUUGGAUUGGGAAGAGGCUAAGCAUCAGAUCUUAUUUUCCCUCCCAAUGAUUCUAACCAAUGUUGCCUACUAUUGCAUACCAUUAAUCUCCGUCAUGUUCGCCGGCCACCUCGGAGAAGCUGAGCUCGCCGCCUCUAACCUCGCUAACUCCUGGGCCACCGUCACCGGACUCUCUUUCAUGGUGGGCCUAAGCGGGGCACUAGAGACAUUAUGUGGGCAAGGAUUUGGAGCAAAAAUUUACCAAAUGCUUGGGAUUUAUCUACAAUCAUCUUGUUUAAUUUCCAUUUUCUUCUCCAUUCUCAUCUCAAUUCUUUGGUUUUUCACUGAACCCAUUCUCAUUUUACUUCAACAAGAUCCCCAAAUCUCAAAAAUAGCUGCUUUAUACAUCAAGUAUCUUAUCCCAGUGAUUAUGUUAGCGGGAUAUGUUCUUUUAAGUGAAAAUUUUAAAGAAACGUGGCAAGGUUUUUCAAUGGAGUGUUUUAGUUAUGUUUUUACGAGUUUAAAGCUUGCUCUACCCUCUGCUGCUAUGGUUUGUUUAGAAUAUUGGGCUUUUGAGUUACUUGUGUUGUUAGCUGGGAUUUUGCCAAAUUCAGAAAUAACUACUUCCCUCAUCGCAAUGUGUGUAAAUACAGAAGCAAUCGCAUACAUGGUUACAUAUGGCCUUAGUGCUGCUGCAAGCACACGUGUGUCAAAUGAGCUUGGAGCUAAAAAUAUCGAUAAAGCUAAAGAGGCCAUGGCUGUGACCAUAAAGCUUUCUGUGAUUCUUGCACUUGUCAUUGUUUUAGCAUUGGGAUUUGGUCACAAUAUAUGGGCGGGAUUCUUUAGUAAUAGUCGUGUGAUUAUAAACCAAUUCGCUUCCAUGACACCUUUUUUGAUGAUCUCAAUCACUGUUGAUUCAAUCCAAGGAGUUUUAUCAGGUGUAGCAAGGGGAUGCGGUUGGCAGCAUUUGGCUGUGUGUGUAAAUUUGACAAUGUUUUAUCUUAUUGGGAUGCCGGUUGCUGUUGCCCUUGCCUUUUUAGUGAAACUAUACGCAAAGGGGCUGUGGUUAGGGUUGAUAUGCGGUCUCUCGUGUCAAACCGGUGGUUUGUUACUACUUAUGUAUCUCAAAAAAUGGACGGAAGUGGAAUUAAAGGAUAACAACAGUUAUGGCGACACAAUUCUUGUUUGAACAAAUAUUUGUGUUUCUAGUUGAACUAAAAGGAUGAAGAAAGUUUUAUACAAAAUUACAAACUCAUGUUUAUGAUU